This is a messenger RNA of Polistes canadensis, 1565 nucleotides long. RefSeq names its product ADP-ribosylation factor-like protein 8B-A (gene Arl8). Lineage: Eukaryota; Metazoa; Arthropoda; Insecta; Hymenoptera; Vespidae. The transcript has 3 exons. Gene Ontology annotation, molecular function: GTP binding; GTPase activity. Gene Ontology annotation, biological process: protein transport; anterograde axonal transport. Gene Ontology annotation, cellular component: lysosomal membrane. The record is from RefSeq and is a predicted model, not a curated record. Bases 366 to 926 code for a protein of 186 amino acids.
AUUGACUAGCGUUGUACUCACUUGGUGCUUGCACUGACGUCGACUACUACUCUUGUUCACCACCGCGGAUGACUAUAUGUCAAAGAUUGCAAGUGUUGUCAUAGUUCUCAUCGUCAUCUUCAUAGUUGAUCGUCUAGUUUUAACGUUAACGUCGUAUUAAUAAUCAUCGUUGCAAUUUUGCGACCGUUUUUACAUUAUUAUUAUUAUUACCAUAAUCGUGGUUAUAUAGUUGUCGUUGUGUUGAUUAUUCUUCUAUCGUCAUUUCGGGUGAAAUACUACGGUAAAACGAGAAACAGAAAAAGAAAUCUUUUUUUUGUAUACUGACAAUACAACAGCGGGAUCAACGUCCCCCGUUAUUAUUCAGGAUGUUGGCGCUAAUCAAUAGGAUCUUAGAUUGGUUCAAGUCACUCUUUUGGAAGGAGGAAAUGGAACUUACCCUCGUUGGACUUCAAUAUAGCGGAAAAACUACGUUCGUUAAUGUUAUAGCGUCAGGACAAUUUAGCGAAGACAUGAUACCAACGGUUGGUUUUAAUAUGCGUAAAAUAACUAAGGGUAAUGUUACCAUCAAAGUUUGGGACAUCGGCGGUCAACCAAGGUUUAGAUCCAUGUGGGAAAGAUAUUGCAGAGGUGUCAAUGCUAUAGUGUACAUGGUCGAUGCAGCUGAUUCAGAAAAAAUUGAAGCCAGUCGUAACGAAUUACAUAAUUUACUGGACAAGCCUCAACUAUCCGGUAUACCAGUUCUAGUACUUGGAAAUAAAAGGGACCUUCCUCACGCAUUGGAUGAAAAUGGGCUUAUAGAAAGAAUGAAUUUGUCAGCAAUUCAAGAUCGUGAGAUUUGUUGCUAUAGCAUUUCUUGCAAAGAAAAGGACAAUAUUGAUAUUACGUUACAAUGGCUCAUAGCACAUUCCCGAAGCGGAAUACGCUAAUACGUAUGGAAAUAUGCUAUGUAUUCGUGUUGGAAUACCCAAGAUAUCGGUAAAAGUAUUGGGAUCAAUCGCACGAGGGGUGUUAAAUGGAUUUUGUUCAGGAUUCAGAAUCGAGUCAUAAUCGUAGAAAAUUUCACAACCUAAGCUUUAGCAAUUUUAAGUUUAAAUACGAAGAGUUUGUGGUGAAUUAAAGGGAGGAAGAAUGAAAAAGAGAAAAAAAAGUAAAAAAAUAGGAAAAAAAAAAGAUAUAAAAAACAAUGCUUAUGCCAAGUAUGUUCUUGUGGAUUAUAACACGAAAGGCUCUUAUUAUUUGGGAGCUAGUUUAGCGUUAAGAAACAAUUUUUUAUAUUUUCGUUUUUAGAUACUCGAUUCAAGCAUCAGUGCUAUUAUUUGAACUUGUAAUAUUGGAGCAUAAUAGUAUUUAAUAAUUAUAAUAGAUCACUGGUAGCUAAUACAAAUACAGGCUCAAAGGUAUUAAUAUUAAUUAUUAUAUAAUAUGCAAUCUCUUUAAAAUUACUUGAUAAUGAUUAAAACAACACGAUGUAGAGAUUUCAAACAAUUGAUUGCUAAAUGUACAUGAUGCGAUGCUAAGUAAACUUGUAUAAUUAAUGAAGAAUAAUGGACUAUACAAUAUCAAUU